This is a messenger RNA of Pogonomyrmex barbatus (red harvester ant), 1413 nucleotides long. Its product is annotated as mitochondrial fission regulator 2. Lineage: Eukaryota; Metazoa; Arthropoda; Insecta; Hymenoptera; Formicidae. The record is from RefSeq and is a predicted model, not a curated record.
UUCAUAAUUUGUCAAUUUUUGUCAAAAAUUAAUGAAGAGGGAAAAAAUUUAAAUUUCUUCGUUCGCAUGAAAAAGCAGCUUAAUAUGUGCCAUGUUCUGUGUAAAGGAGUCAUAAAUUGGAUCUGUCGAUAUGACAGAUUUCUUAACCUAUACGUUAGCCUUGAAGCUUAAUUGUUCAUUGAAGACAACAAGCGACGAUUCUCCCUUUUCAAACUAUUGUCUUAACGAAAAAAUAUCGGUUGAAUAUAUUUUCAUCGAAAUCUGAAAAAAACCGAUUUAGAAGCGUACUUUAUAAAAGACCUUUUACCUAAUCGCAAAAUUAAUUAUCACAUAUAUUUCCAUAAAAAACCGAUUUGAAAAAUUACAAAAGAAUAUAUAUUUGGUUCAAAGAAGCAAUAAAAGGUUGAUCUACGUCAUUGUAAAGACAUCAGAAUGGAAGAUAAAUAUCGUAAGAUAAAAACGACCGAAAAAUGUAUGAUAAAAUGCACGUAGUUAGUAAACAUCAAAUACUACGUUAAAAAUCUCAAGUGAACGAUUCGCACCAUCUCGUAAUCGUCAAGUGCGUGGUAGUGUUGACAUUAACGUAAUAAAGCUAUUUUAACUUCGAAUUUUUCGACCUUCGUUAAGUAUUACGUAUUGCGUCGCAUUACGAUUUUACGCUAUUACUUGUACAUAGAUUGAAGUUUUCGACGAUUAUAAUUGAUUAUAAAGAUGGGUGAUAUCAAAUAUUAUGGAAAAAGAAGAAGUAUUGUAAGAAGAAUUGGAUCUUUCUUACCCCUAAAACCUCCACCAAAAAUAUAUGUCAGUGUAACACCAUUACAUUUAAUGACAAAUUCAAUGAUUAAUGAAGAAACUAGUAACAAUUAUGUUGAUACAAAUGGAUAUUCUAUGAGCAGGCCAGACUUAUUGGAACCAAUUAGUUUUGGAUCUGAAGUACGAUUACUUGCAUUAGAACAAGAGUUACAAGAACUUAGAGAACAAAUUUCAACAAUUGUAAAAAAUAAUAAAUUAUCCAAAUAUGCAUCCGUCACAUCUCUACCUAACGGGGCAGAUAGCAUAAAAUCAUUGUCGGUACCAUCGCCACCUCCACCUCCACCUCCGCUUCCACUUCCACUUUUACCACCCACAACACCACAUAUUGCAAGAAGAGCUAGUUUGCAAGAUCACAAAAUUGAGGAUCGUAAAAAGAUUCCAUUGAGUGUACAAAAAUCGAUGGGUGAAGCGCUAAAGGAUAUUGAUAAUGUAAAAUUAAGACCAGUUGCGAGGUCUCCAGGCGGACAUCCUAUACGAGUGAAGCGUGAAAAUAGUCCCUGCAAUGAUUUGCAAGAAAUUUUACGGAGACGCUAUAUUGCAAUGCAAUCUCCUGACAGCAGAAAUUCAUCAGUUAAUUUAGCUAUGGAUGAUUCAUUUUAA